Molecule: messenger RNA, 2481 nt
Organism: Drosophila arizonae
Lineage: Eukaryota; Metazoa; Arthropoda; Insecta; Diptera; Drosophilidae
Source: RefSeq, a predicted model, not a curated record
UUCAGUAUUCGAUUGGACUGCGACUGUGACUAUUUCAUCGCGCCGAGAACCGAAAUCCCGACAAACGGAUCCAAAUUUAAAAACAAAACGCACCAAGCGCGAGCAAGACAGAGCGACAGAGAGGGAGAGAGAGAGAGAGAGAGAGAGAGAGAGAGUGGGAGAGUGAGAGCGGCAGCAUAAGAACAAGGGAGAGAAACGUCCAAGGUUUGAAACAACAACUGCCGCCAACUAUAAACGUAAUCAAAGCAACAAAGAAGCGCACGACGCAAAAACAAAGUCUUCAACGGAGAGCGCGAGACAGGCAGAGAAAGAGACCAAGAGAAAGAGACCGAGAGAGAUAGAGAGAGAGAGAGAGAGAGAGAAGGGGAGAGUGUCAUUAACAAAGCAAGAGAGUCGGAUCGAGCUAUAUAUUGACGUGCAUACCAUAAGGGAGAGACACAGGCAGGAGAGCUGGCAGCUGUAGCUUGGCCAAUACAAAAAAAUUACGCAUACGCAGUGUGAAGCGCAAUCGACGCCAAGAAGAGCAAAACAAAAACAAAACACAAACAAGCGUACACAAAUAACAACAAAAACCAGACAAGAGCAAAGAUUAAUAAUAAAAUAAACUGAUCAGCACUGACUCAGCCCAAUUGUGUGCCACGCCCCACACCGCAUCGCACCACCCUCAGCCGUUCGCCUCAUCAAUGGUGUUGGCCAUCGAAAUUGUUAACGAUCACAGAUAGUUGCGGCAGUAAUUGAAACGUUAGUCAAUUGACUGCCUGAAAAGCAACUGCUACUUCUUCGCGCAACAACAACAACAACAGCUAACGGGAGCGAACCGCUGCCACAGAGCCACCGUGCAGGGAACAUUGCAUUGGUGGUGCAACUAUUCAAACUGUAGCCGGCUACAAAUUCAGCUUCAAGACGUCUAGCAAACGGUUGAAAAUGGAAAAGACUCCCCGGUAUACGCAGCGGGAGCGUAACAUGGUGCUAGGCUAUGCGGCCCAGUACAAGGAUGUUAUUGAGAAUAAACGCACUGACGCCGAGUCCAACCGGAAGAAGGACGAGGUCUGGCUGCAGAUAGCCAAGGAGUUCAACUCGAAGGUCUAUCAUCAGCGCAGCGCCAAGCAGCUGCGACAGCUCUACAAGAACAUGAAGCUGCUGCUCAAGAAGGAUCUGUGCGGCGAGGACAAGGGCAAUCGCUCGUUCAUGGAUCUGCUCAACACGCUCUCCCAGCAGGACUCGGUCGCCCAAUAUAUAUCCGAGCAGACGGACGGCGCUGGCAGCCAAACGGCCGGAAAUGGCCGUCACUUAACCGAUGACUAUGAGGAUUCUAAGAUGCCCAUGUAUGAGGGCAUGGAUACGGAUGUCAUUCUGAUCAAAUCGGAGAGACUUAGCGACAAUGAACAGACCGAGAAUGGAAUGGACUGCAUGGAUGAUGAUGACGAUGAUGAUUGCCCCAGCACCAAGGUGCCGGAGGUGUGUCUCGAGGAGGACGACGACGAGCUGUUCGCCGCGGAUCUGCGUCAGCUAAAUCAGGGCUGCUUUCCCCGCAUCAAUGGCAAUCACCUGGCCAAUGGCAGCAGCAGCAACAACAAUAACAACAACAACAACAACAGCAGCGAUCCAUUGCCGCGCGCGUCCAGCUCACCUGUGUGCUCCACGAAGACCUCCGUCUCAUCCACCGGCAGCUAUAUGUCGCCCGGCCUGCCCAAGGCGGAAAUCACGCUCUCCGCGGUGGGCAAUAUACGUGUGGGCGCCUUUGCUAGCAUCAGCAAGGCGCUGCAGAAUGGCUCCAGCAACAGCAACAGCAGCAGUAACAACAACAACAACAACAACAGCAUUAGCUGCAACAACAACAACAAUGAUAGCACAAGCAACAACAACAACAAUAACAGCAGCAAUGGCUUGGAAUUGACAGCGGAACAGAUUCAACAGCAUUUGCUGCUGAACGGCCUCGGCCUGUCCGCCGUACAGCAUCCGCCGGCGCAUUCACUGCAGGCCGCCAUCAAUGCUAGCACCAGCGGCGUCGGCAGCGGCGGCGGCAGCGGCAGCAGCACGCGUCACACAACACAAACGUUGCAGCUGCCGCGCCUGGCCCGCGGUCAUACGGCGAGCAAUGUGGUGCGCGGUGGGUCGGAGGCAACAACAGUUGCUGCUGCCGCCGCCGCGGCGGCCGCUGCUGCUGCGGCAGCCUCUGUGGGUGUUGUUGGCGGCAGCAACGGCAGCAGCAAUGUUGCCGGCGGUGUUCAGCUGCUGCUGAAUGGCCAUCAGGGCAGCAGGGACAAGGUGCAUGCGCAGCAGCCGGGCAGCGGCCUGAGCGUUGCCGCUGGCAGCUUCAAUGGCUACAAUGGACUGGGCGUGACCAGCAUCAAUGCGAUCAAUUGUGCUGCCGCGAACAGCGGCAACAGCAGCAGCAACAACAACAACAACAACCUGAACACCAGUGUCGGCAGCAGCGGCAACAGUCACACUCGCGCGGCCAGCACAACGAGUACAUGA